AGACACUUCCAGGGUUGUGAGGUAAGCUAUUUUGCAUAAAAUAGGUGGGAAAAAUAGAGUUGCAGGGGAAAGUUAAAUAGGGCACACUGAGCAAGAAGCUUCUUAGUUCUCUAGGAAUUUCUACCAUUUGUGUUUCUGGCCAGCCUGCGUACAGAGGGUGGUAACAUAAGUGAGAUUUUCCGUCUUGGCAGGACAGUGACUGGUGGCUGCCUCCAUAAAUCUUGUGGGUAUCUGCAGUCUAGACAUGUUUUAGAGCCUGCAUGCUUGGGAAGACAGCAUUCAGUAAUCCCAAGAUUAAUUUCUGAUUAAAGGAAGUGAGUAUUACUAAGAAUCAAGCUUACUAAAAAUACAAUUUAUCUGUAAAGACUGGAAACAAGGCACUAACUUGCCGGCCUUUCUCUAAUAAGCUCAGUACUGAAACAGUUAAAGUGAUCCUUUUAGUUGAUUGUCUUAACCCAGGGGUAGCAGAGUCCCUUUCCAGGAAUGCAGGGUGGAGAGGAAAUCCACUGUUUUCUCUCGUUUUGGCUGUUUUUCACACCACCUCCAGCUCUUAUCAGAAGCUGAUGUGUUUAGUAACUCCCUGUCCUGACUAAAUGAGUUGGAGGCAGGAGCGGUUUUUGAAAGAGCGACUCAGAGCCCAGAGCAUCAGCAGGACCCGGAGCCCAGCCAGGCGUGGCAGAGCUCCUGGGGAGGCUUCACUUGAGCACCCUCUGGGGCUGCUGGAGUUGCUCUCCUGCACAAGGACCCGCAGACUCUCCUUGGCAGGAGCAGAGGCACUGCCUGGGAAAGUGAGGUGGCAACGACCGGCCCAACCUAGUGAUACUCCUCGUAUCAGAGAAGUUCAAGGUUGGUUUGUGCUAGAAACAGCUAAUCACUGCCACAAUGACAUCUUCAAGCUCUGCCCAGCAUCCAGCAGCUGAGAAUGCCUGCAGAGUCACACUCGGACAAGUUAACCAGGUGCGACCCAAACUGCCACUUCUGAAGAUUCUGCAGGCUGCAGGCGCCCAAGGUGAAACCUUCACGCUGAAGGAGGUUAUGCAUUACCUAGGACAGUAUAUAAUGGUGAGGCAGCUAUAUGACAAAAGACAGCAGCACAUGGUCUAUUGUGGAGGAGAUCAGCUGGGAGAACUGCUGGGACUGGAAAGCUUCUCUGUAAAAGAUCCAAGCCCAGUCUAUGACAUGUUGAAACGGAACCUGACUUCUGCUGCAGUGGCAGAUGCUGCACAGAAUCUCGCAAAGGAACAGAGCGUCGAUAAGCCAAGCCAAGACCAGCUGAAGUUUAGCCGGCAAGAAGGUUCUGACACUGGCAUCAUGGACGGUGAAAACAAUGCUUCUGCUUUGUCUACCUCAGAGCAAAAAUGUGAGAAUUAUGAAGACAAAGACUUAAUAGAAAACCUCUCUAAAAGCAAGAAGCCUAAACUGGACCUAGUGUUUGAGGAAUGGGAUGUAGCUGGUCUUCCAUGGUGGUUUUUAGGCAACCUCAGAAGCAAUUACAAGUCCAGAAGUAAUGGAUCAACAGAUAUUCAGACUAACCAGGACAUAGACACUGCCGUUGUUUCAGAUACUACUGAUGACUUGUGGUUCCUCAACGAAUGCCCGUCGGAUCAGAGCAGUGCUGCAGUCAAGGUGGAAACGGUUGACUGCGAGGAAGUGAAAGAAGGUGGCAAAAAGGUGACCGAAGAUGCAUGUUUGCAUGACUUUGAGGAUUCUCAAUGCUUAAGUGAUGACACAGAUACAGAAGCUGUUUCUGAGGACUGCUGGCAAUGCACCAAAUGCAAGAAAUUUAACUCUCCAGGCAAACGGUACUGUUACCGCUGCUGGGCCUUACGGAAAGACUGGUACUCAGAUUGUCCCAAACUGGCUCAUUCUCUUUCUCUGUCCAACAUUGAUGCUAUGCAGAACAAAAAUGAUGAUGAAGGGAUAGAUGUCCCGGACUGCCGAAGGACUAUUUCUGCUCCAGUUGGCCAACCCAAAGACCUGUACAUGGUAGAAAACAAAUCACGUGUAGAUCCCUGCAGCUCUAUUGAGUCUUUGGAUUUGGCACGAGAGUGUGAAAGCAAGGAGUCUCUGUUGCAUUUCACUGAGCAUAAAAAGGAGGAAGAAAUACAGUCCUUAGAGAGUAUAAAAAAAUUACUGAAUCCUUGCUUCUUAUGCCAUCACAGACCACGGGAUGGGAAUAUUGUCCAUGGAAGGACUGCUCACCUUGUGGCCUGUUUCAAGUGUGCAAAGAUGCUGAAGAAAAAGAGAUCACCUUGCCCAGUGUGCAGGAAAGAGAUUGAGAUGGUGAUCAGGAUCUUUAUGGGGUAGUUGUGCCAGCUCAGGCCUUCUCCACCAAAAGAUAGCACACGGGUUUUUUUGCACUCACACAAACCCUAACUUCAGAGCUCGGCCAGUGAAUACCAAAGAAUUUAGAUUCAGUCUGACCAAGAACACUGAGGAAUCCUCUGCAUUAAAUGAAGCAUCAUCCACUUUCGAUGUCCAUUUAAAUUAAAGCCUCUAGGGAGCAGGGAGUGACUAGCACAUUGGUAUCAAUGCCCCAGCUUUAAAAUUGUCUCAAUCUUUUAAUUUCAGCUCAGUGGUGUCACUAGGACUCUCUGUUCUGACAACUGGUCCUUGAAGAAAAUGAGUUUUGGAAAGAGUUAAACUUUGGCUGUUGGAGCAUUGUUCUCCAGUAAGUCAAACCCUGUGCAAUGCCUUUUAAGGGGGAGUCUGCAUCUGAGAUACAUAUAUGCAGGGAUGGGAAAGGAGGUGGGAGGGAAGGGUAGACCAAGGUGUUUGCAAUUUAGAUAAGCCAUUUCUCCAAGGAUCAGUUUGCCUGAGGGCAGUGAGAAGUAAAUAACCUGGUUUCUGAUUUUUUUGUUUGUUUGUUUAAUGUAGGUUUGUUAGAUAAGGUGAAGGUCCUCUUGCUCCCAGACUUGAAAUAAGUCCUCCCAAAUGUUUAAUCCGUAGCUAUCUCAGGUCACAUGGCAAAAGAAUAGGGAGUUAUACUUUGCUUUGUUAUUGGAGCUUUUAAUUUUUAUUGAUUCUUUUUUUCAUUUAAAUACAGUUCUAUGUCCUCUUGCAUAGCUUUGUUGAAGCCUGUCCAAUGUUAGCUCAGAAUCUGGUCUGCCAGCUGGAUUAAAUUAUAACAGCUCUGUGCAUGUUUUGGGAUGUUCUCAUAGCUCUGUGCUUACAGCACCAUUGCAACUUCUACCUGCCCCAUCUCAUCAGGCCAGUCUAGAUAGAAGAUGCUCACUUUAGAGUGCAAUGUGGCUUUAACAACAGGAUAUGGGCCACUGAGGGGAAAAAAAAAAAUUCCUGUAAAGCACCAGUUGCAGCUGGUUAGUCUAUGGGCUGUGCUUGGUGUUAGUUUUUUUAAUUUUUCUCCACUGAUUUUCUUUCCCUGUCAUUUCAUGCUUCAGAUCUGUUUGCAGCAUUUACGUUGUCCUUCAGAGCUACACAUGGUUGCUCUAUGGGCUGUUAAAAAAAAAACUCAGCUAGAACUUGCUUUAAAAAUGUCUAGCCCUUUUCUGAGAUUAUAUCCUAGAGUAUGCUCAGAUCUUCAUCAGCCUUCCUGUUCUGCAGGGCUUUGGAGGGCCUGCAUCAUGCAGCAGUAGCUAUAGUGCCUUCACCUUUUAGGUAUACAGGCAUCUGAAUUCAGUACAGUGUGUAGAAUAAACCCGGUUUUGUCAUCUUCUCUAUAAUUCCCUCUCUAAUCUAGGAAGUACACCUGAAGACAAAAAAAGAGAAGAUAGUGCUCAUACCUUGGUGCUUCUCUAGGCUGUUUCCACCUUCUUUUCCACACUCCUUGUGCUGGUCCAGCUACAGCAGGUCAGGCAUGCAGUGGAAGGCCCCAGAACCUGCCCAGUAGAAGGUCCCAGCAAACUGCGAUGUCAAAGUUGUUGUUUCUCUGCAAAGAUAUCAGAGUAGGUGCUAUAUGCAGUCUCUGCCUACCACUGCCAAAAGUCGGGUCCACUUUAUAUUUUGCGUAGUAUUGUGAUUAUUUCUAUGUUGGCUAUUAUUUAGACUAUUGUUGUUGGCUGUUAUUUACAGUUGUAUUUGAAAAAUCGGAGGAUAACCAUCUGGUGUUUUGGUGCACUAUCUAUAAGUCCAUGGGAAUCAAUCCACAUGGAAAAGCUGACUUACUGCUCCCUUAACUGAAGGGCUGUUAAAUUGCUGGUGAUGCACUUUAAUCAUGCUAAGAUCAGCAGCGUUACCGCCUGGAAUCACCGAAGGGAGUUCCUGCCAGGUAGUUUCUUCCCUUUUCAGGUAGUUUCUUUCCUUUUAAGGGUCUUGGGCUCAGCAGGGUGCGUUGUGGCACUUUGUGGCACUUCUGAAUACUGUGAAUUCCCCCUCAUCCCGAUUGCUUCUGAGAACUAAAUGUUUUGCUAAAAAGCAGUUUUGCUGAAUUGUUCAGAUCUGGCUGCACUGAAAAGCAUGUAAUUUGUGUUGACCAAAAAAAAAGUCAGGAGAGUUUAAGUUCCAGUAAUGGGGUUGAAUAUCGCUACCAAAAUCCUACUGAGAUCUGUACGCAGCUUCCAUUAUUAAAUGAAAAUUGUUGUCAGUGUGGCAGUUUGUGAUAAAAAGCAAAUCUGCAGGAUAACUUUCAGUGUAACUAUCUUUGUAUCUGUGACUUCUUGUUCAGUAUAACCAUAGUGUUUACACACGCAUUUGUCAAGUUCUUAAUUCUUUUUAGCAGAAAUAAUUAGUGGACAUAAGAUACCACAAUGUUACAGUUGAUUUUCCUUCCUAUAGAAGUAUAAGCUAUUGCAGUACAAGCACGUUGUGUGUAGCUGUAACUGCCCAGUUGUGGCUGAGGCUUGGGGGCGGGGGGGGAGUUCUAGUGCAGGACAAGGCGAGAAGAAUGUUUUAUUGCUUUAACUUAAGUCUAAGUCUAAAGAAGUAGCAAUUUACCAAGAACUGCUCUUCUGACACUUUGUAGGAAGUGGAGACUUGAGGUAUGGGUUGAAGAACUAGCACUCAGCUACAAUACUUAACGUUGCAGUGCAGAUGAGAUAUUGGCCAGGCGGUGUUAUUACUUUCCUUUUCUACAGAUGUGGCAGUUAAUGUGGAGUCCUAAUUCAGAAACCCAUUUUUUGGAGGAGCUAAGCAUUUACCUGAGAUGGGUAUGAACUCGGGUUCUCUGAAUACGUCAUUGGUGUCUCAUAGUGGAUGACAGUUCUUCUCUCUUACAGUGGUUUUACUAUGAAGUGCAAUAUGAGAGAAGAGGUCCUUGGUAAUUUUUAGCAGUCAUUGCUGCACAUCUGUUAGAGGAAGUGUUGAGUGCAGCUGUCUUUCGAUGCUCAGACUAAAAAAGUUUAUCUGUUUCACUGCUUUUUUUCUUCGAUGACGUUGGUUGCUGUUCCGCAGGAGCCUGCUAAAGUCUCAAAGGCACAAGUGUACCUGUAGGUCAGGUUUCAUUACUAGAUCCCUCUGCUUUUCCACCAGAAGUUUUGGCACUAGUUAUCCCCAGAACCAGCAGAUUUCUUACUUUAGUGGGUAUUUAAAUACUGUAUAGUGCCGUUCAGCACAUUAUAGUGCUCUGCAGUGUGAAACCAUACGUAUGUGUAAACUCUCUGUAUUGGCAACCAGAGGUACAGACGUUGCAUUUGCUCCUGAAAGUCUUUCCAGUUUAAGUGCCUCUUCUCAGUUACUCUCAGUGAUUCUGUUUACUGACACACAGAGCACAUCAGCCUUUUCUUCAGCUCUCUCUUCAAAAAUCUCAGCGUCCCUCCUCUGCUGAGAUGUAUUAUCGAGCCAAUUUAGCCUAAACAAAGCCUCUACAUGAAUUACAAAGAUCCUUUGGAGCACCUCCCCAGAGUGCUUAUUUCUUCUGAACGGUGGGUGUUGCCAAAGACAGCUAUGAACUUUCUGCCUGUGCUACGUAUUUAUUACGGUGCGUGACUGUGAUGGAAACCAUAAUGCAGCUUGCCAGGGUCUGCUCCAUCCUUCUGUGUCCAACAUAGAUUGUAUCUGAUACCAAGAAGCUGUCCUUGCAGAGACAAAAGUGGCUGUUGGACAAAUGGAAGUGGAAAUGGAGUGGAAACUGAGUGUCUCAAAACCCAUCGGGGUAGCUUUCUUUUGCCUGCUCACACUCUGCCUGUUCUGAGCUUCAUCUUCCAGUCCUGGAAGAAAAAACAAAAUGGUCUCACUAGAGGCCUUCAGUGACAUCUGACCGUUUUGGAAGAUGCCAUGAUUAAGUGAUUGAAGGAAGAGCUGGGGCACUGGUCUCCAUUCUGUCUGUCCAUAAGCUGAGCAAGGAACUCCUCGAGUCCUGUGCAUGCUCUUCGGCCACCUGUACAUUGGCAAGCAGCAUCAGGAUCCUUGAAAAGGAGAUACUGUGAGGCCAUUCUAUCAAGAGCCAGAAUGAGACCCACAAAUGAUAUGGGGGUGAUAAACUGUGUUUGGAACACCUCUGGAAGCACAGAUGACCUUUGGACAGCAGCUUUUCUGCUCUGGAAAUCCUUCUUCAGUUAUCUGUCCACAGUGACAGGAAUUUCCCUUUGAAAACAGGUGAGACCCUGCUUGCGACUACAUGGUAGUGUCUGGCCAGCAGAACAGUCAGCUGCCACUAGCUGGGUUACACAUCCCAUCAACUUGCUCUCUGCACCUUAUUAUGAUUAAUACAGGCAGCUGUUGUGAUUGCAGUCCUGUUUUUCUGUGCUAUUUUACCCUGGUAAUGUGCACUUGCUGCUCACACAUCUGUGGGGAUGUCCCAUGCCUGCUGUGCUGAGCAGGUGCUUCAAGAAGAUGCAGCCCACUGAAGUCGGCAGUUAUCUUCAGAAUCUCCGACUCCUAGAAGGCAUAAUCACAUCUGAGGAUCAGUCUGAGAAGAUCCUUGAAGAAGGCAGGAACAUGUACCUCUGGCAAAGAUAAAGACUUGCUGUUCUGGAAAGAGUGAUUUCCUGCUGGAUCUCCCCAGCACCCUUCCCUGCAGCCUGUUGUUCCCAGAUACAUUUUUCUUGUUUAGAAAAACUCCAUGUCUCAACAUACACCCACACAGUCACUGCAGUAACAAGCAGGAGUGCUUGCUAAACAACAUCUGUGUGUUUGCACUAUUUAAAAAAAAGGCACGUAUCGCAAAACUGAUGACCUGUUUUUGUGUCCUGCGCAUAAUGAAUUUAAUUAAAUUGAGCGCGUUCUAUGAUAACGUAGGUUUAUUUUUUCAUUUGUACUGCGUUUCGGGGAAAACCUUUUAAGUAAAGGCCUGUAAGCAGCUAA
Messenger RNA from Aquila chrysaetos chrysaetos, 7200 nucleotides. RefSeq names its product MDM4 regulator of p53 (gene MDM4). NCBI's taxonomy places the organism in Eukaryota, Metazoa, Chordata, Aves, Accipitriformes, Accipitridae. Gene Ontology annotation, cellular component: nucleus. The transcript is spliced from 11 exons. Gene Ontology annotation, biological process: protein ubiquitination; regulation of cell cycle; negative regulation of apoptotic process. Gene Ontology annotation, molecular function: ubiquitin-protein transferase activity. The record is from RefSeq and is a predicted model, not a curated record. Bases 883 to 2307 code for a protein of 474 amino acids.